AUGCAAAUGUUUCGACAUUCAUCUGCGGAUAUGUGGAGAGCGAAGAAACCGACAUUGGAGAGAAGAUCAACGGAUGGAAGAAGAAGUUCAGUUGUUGAUUGGAUCAAUGGUUUAUCAGAUAAUAACAACUAUAAAACUGAUACUUGGGUUGAAAAACAUGAUGAAGGGUGUGAACGAAUGACAAGAAACGGAAGUGUGUGUGCUGUUGAAGAAUCAGAACCAGAUAUGCCCACGCAGCACAAAGAAGUUUUGCUGACGAAACUCAAAAUUGAGAUCAAAAACAUUAUGGCAGAGCAUGGAGCAAAGAAGUAUUUAAAUUUGAACUCUCCCUAUGUAACUUCUCUAUGUGUUGCUGUCGACGCGUGUCUCAUGGAUGGACUUCGACGACGUCUUCUCACACUUUUCAAUAGUCCUUCUUCAAUGUCUCUUCUUCAAAUUAUCGCCAAAUCAAACGGGUCAGCACAGCAGGUUUUAGAUCAAACGAAAACGAUUGAAGAGCAUCAUACGAGUGUUAUUCCGAUGCAUUUAAUAUGGAUUCGUGAGGCAUUGUAUAUGAAAUCAUUGUCAACUAUUAUCAAUCAUUUCAUUGAUUCAAAGAGUGUUCGCCGGUACUACGAUAGCAAUGCACUUCUAAUGGAUCCUGUUAAAGGACGACUAGUGGCUACACUUUUAUUGGCUCCGUGUAUGGUAACAUAUCGAAGAAUGAGCAGCCGAAAUGAUCAAGAAGCGACUGCUGAAGAGCUUGUUGAAGGAGCCGUUCGCGUGAGAAACGGGGAAAAUUCUGGAUCGACGUCUGGUGUCGGAUCAAGACCUCCACUUUCUAUAACCCGUCAAGUAUCAAGUAUAGCUGCAUCUGUAGAAAGAAAUGGAUCAGUGAGUCGUGACUACGUAUUCUCAUUGCAUCACAGCUGCAAAUCAACUCUGCUUUAUGGAAAGAAUAAUGUUUGUGUUGCAAUGAAUGGAAAUGAUUUUGCAAAGGGAUACAUGUCACUUCAAAAGUUUUACGAUGGAAAUCUUUCUUUGAAAUGGGUGCCUAAUCAGCUUAUGCAUGCAAGUUCUCAGCCCUCUUCAGGUCACUCAAACAAUGGAGAAUUCACUAAUAUUUGGAAGAAUACAAUCAAUAUUGAAAUGCAAGAUAUCAUAUACAUUCAUCUUCAUCAAAAAGAUGAAUCAUCUCCCACAUGUCUCACUUUUGUUAAUUGUGAAGGAGUUCAAUCAGCUCCGUUCCAAUUACCAGCUGGACAACAUUCAAUUGCAUUUCUAUCUUCUCUUGAGACUGGUUUAGCUCCCCUUUUACGACUUGAUCCUCCAUUGUGGACUGGUUCGACGAAAGAGAAAAUUCUACCUCGUCUUCGAAAGAGAUCGACUGCGGUUGCUAAUCCAGCUAUGCUUGAUUACGUUUUCCGGUUGGUGAGAACUUCUGGAAUUGAACCGGCACCAGAAGACAUUGAAGAUCCGCUGGCUCCGUCGCCUAUUCCACCGAUGCAUGAUAAUUGUGUUUCCCUUCCGAAUUCUCCAUAUAUUGUGGACAAUGUGGACAGUAUUGUCAACUUCCAAAUCGGAAAGGCUUGUCAAUCAAUGAGAAAUCAAAUAAUGGCACGUGCAUUCUACGGAUGGUUAACAUAUGUUCGUCAUUUGAGGACUAUUCGAACCCAUUUAUUGCAUUUGGUUGACACGAAAACAUUGAUUUGUGAUGAUGACUGUGAUCCAGUUGAUGAGAAAUUUUGGAAACAAUGUAGAGCGGAACCUACAAAAGAAAACGAAGAAGAAUUCUUGAAAAGGGUGUACUGGAGAGGGAUUGAAGGGGUGAAUUCGAAAGAAAUUCGAAGAAUGGCAUGGCCUUAUCUUCUUGGAUUAUUCGAAUGGGCUGAAUAUCCGGAAGGAAGAUUGGAACAAUUCACAAAACGAUAUUGGGAAGAUAUUGAGGAAUGGAGAGUUCUGGAAGCAGAAGUCAGAAGACGUGACGAAGAAGCAUUCAGAGCAGCGAGAGCAAGAAAAGCCGCCUCUCCAGUGAGAGAGGAAUCGUGUGAAGUUUUUGAAGAUCCGAAUGAACCAACAUGCUCUCAGCACUACGAUCGAGAGAACCUGAUUUCUUUAUUUCGAGCAAAUCUUCACAGAAUAGACAAAGAUGUUGAAAGAUGUGACAGGAAUCUGAUGUUCUUCUCGAAUAAAGAUAAUCUAGAGAGCUUGAGAAGAGUAAUGUACACGUAUGUUCGACGUAAUUUAGAAGAAGGAUACACCCAAGGAAUGUGUGAUCUUUUGGCACCUCUUCUUGUCACUUUUGAAGAUGGUCAGCUCAAUUAUACUUACAACAGAAAGUGCAUUAAUUUGAUUUCAGAAGCAUUGACUCUUGAAUGUUUCUCAAUUCUAAUGAUUCGUCAACGCGGAAAGUUCCCACAGAGACCGGGAAUGUCCAAAUGUUUACUUAAUUUAAGAUCUUUGAUUCAGGUCGUGGACCCUCAGAUAUAUGCAUUGAUAGCUGAUAUUGAUUACGCUCAAGCACUUUCAUUUGCCUUCCGAUGGUUUUUAUUGGAUUUCAAGAGAGAAUUAUCCUACGAAUGUACUUAUAAAGUAUGGGAAGUCAUAUGGGCGGCCCAACGUCUUCGUAUUUCCAAUGAUUUUUCCAUUUUCUUUGGUCUCGCCACAAUCACAAACUAUCAUGAUGUUCUUAUAACAAACAAUUUUGAUUAUACUGAUAUGAUCAAAUUCUUCAAUGAAAUGGCAGAAAGGCAUGAUUGUUCACGUCUUCUCUCUUCUGCUCGGACUCAUGUUAAAUGUUUGCAGAACCUUGUGCAACAUCUCAAAUAG
Caenorhabditis remanei is the source of this 2808-nucleotide messenger RNA. RefSeq lists its product as uncharacterized. Lineage: Eukaryota; Metazoa; Nematoda; Chromadorea; Rhabditida; Rhabditidae. The transcript is spliced from 17 exons. Gene Ontology annotation, biological process: activation of GTPase activity. Gene Ontology annotation, molecular function: GTPase activator activity. The coding region runs from base 1 to 2808 and encodes 935 amino acids. The record is from RefSeq and is a predicted model, not a curated record.